CCACGAAAUGUGAGCGUAACCUCAACAUUCUUAGGUGCCUUGCUGGAGUUUGGUGGGGAGCACAUCCCGUUUCACUAAAACUUGCUUAUAAUGGUCUUAUAAGGAGUGUCAUUGAUUAUGGAACUUUUUUGUUAGCUCCAGGAAGUUCAUUUGCUUUUAAGAAAUUGGAUUUAAUUCAAUCAAAGGCCUUGAGGAUUAUCUCUGGAGCAAUGAAAUCAAGUCCAAUCAAUGCUUUACAGCUCGAAGUCGGUGAUCCACCUUUAGUUUUAAGAAGGCAAUAUUUAUCUGAUCGCUUCUUUUUUCGUUGUUUACAAUUAUCUGAUCAUCCGCUUAUUCAAAAGUUAUCUCAACUAUAUAUCUUUAUUUCGUCUUCAUCUUAUUGGAAACAUAAAAAACCUCCAUGUUUAAUACAAAGUUAUGAAAAAUAUAAAUCCAUAGAAUCUCCCACUUUUACAUCGUCCUGUUUUCCCAUUUAUAAAUGCUCAUAUCAAUCUUUAGUUUUAUCUCCUAAUAUUAAAUAUGAUUUUGGGUUAUCAAAAAAUGAUUCAGAAUUGAAUGCCAAAUUUAUGUUUAUAACUGACAUUGAAUGGAAUGAAUGGCACUACAUCUUUACUGAUGCAUCAAAACCAGACAAUAGCGGUUGUGUAGGUGUGGGUGUGUUUCAUUCACAAUUUAAUAUCGUUCAAAAAAUUAAACUUCCACCGGAAUCUUCAGUUUUUACCGGGGAAUGUUAUGGUAUUUUAAAAGCUGUAGAAUAUAUACUUUUAAUGAAAUUACAUAAGGCAAUAGUUUUCACUGACUCUAUGAGCUCUUUGCAAGCUCUAGCCAAAUAUCCGUUUAAAUCAAAACCAGUUUAUCCCAUUAUUUGUGACAUAAGACAAAGUCUUUAUCUUUGCAUGUUGAGAGGGUAUUCCGUUUCUUUUGCCUGGUUACCAGGACACAGUGGUAUUAGCGGCAAUGACAAAGCUGACCUUAUUGCAAGAGAGGCUGUAACUUGUGGUGAUAUGUAUCCGUAUCAUAAUUACUGUAGUGACCUAGCUUGUCUCCCAAAAAUAUAUUUAAGCUUGGAAAGACCGCAACAACUAUUAUAACUCGUAUGCGUCUAGGUCACGUAUGCACACCUUCUCAUUUAUACAAGCUUGGUAUUGUACAAAGUUCGUCGUGUAAUUGCGGUGCUGAAGUGGCGGACUUGAAUCAUAUAUUCUUCUCAUGUUCUAAAUUUGACCAUACCUCCCUUUUUAAUCAUCUCCGAUCCAUCCGUGUUCCAUUCCCAACUUCUAUUCUUACUCUACUUUCUUCCAAUGAUCCUAUUAUCUAUAAAAUACUAUCUUCAUAUAUAUAUGAUAACAAUAUUAAGAUUUAGUUAUAUUACAUGAAUACAUUUAUAGUUGCAUCAAUUGCUUUUCCUAUAUAUUUAUAAGUAUAUUCUCAUAUGUACAAGUAUAUCCUUCAUAUCCUAUAAAUAUCCUAGACCUAAUCCUUAUCCUUUCUAAAUUCGUUUGUGUUAGGUAUUUUUAUUACUAUUAUCGUUUCCCCGUUUUGUUCUUGGCAAAAUACCCUAAUAUCGGGGUGAACGCCACAAAAGAAGAAAAAAA
Messenger RNA from Galleria mellonella (greater wax moth), 1595 nucleotides. RefSeq lists its product as uncharacterized. The record is from RefSeq and is a predicted model, not a curated record. Bases 210 to 1091 code for a protein of 293 amino acids. The transcript has 2 exons. Gene Ontology annotation, molecular function: RNA-DNA hybrid ribonuclease activity; nucleic acid binding. Lineage: Eukaryota; Metazoa; Arthropoda; Insecta; Lepidoptera; Pyralidae.